Nycticebus coucang (slow loris) is the source of this 3925-nucleotide messenger RNA. RefSeq names its product armadillo repeat containing X-linked 3 (gene ARMCX3). Gene Ontology annotation, molecular function: protein binding. Bases 1057 to 2196 code for a protein of 379 amino acids. Gene Ontology annotation, cellular component: mitochondrion. Lineage: Eukaryota; Metazoa; Chordata; Mammalia; Primates; Lorisidae. The transcript is spliced from 4 exons. The record is from RefSeq and is a predicted model, not a curated record.
CUCACGUGACCAAGAGCUGACGUGUGCAGAAGUCCUUCUUGUCCUAGUCGUUGUUCCCGUCUGAGUACUAGCUCCCCAUUGCCCUGAGGGCGGGCGGGCCUGCGGCUGAGGAAAGAAGGGGAGGAGAAGGGGAGGAGAAGGAAAUUGUCCCGGAUCCCUGCAGGUUAGUGCCUGGGAGAUUCCAUAUAGUGGGGGUGGUCGAGGGUGUAGGGCGGGGACCGUCGCGGGUCCAGAGGCACCUUCGUCGUCUCUCCCACUCGCUGCCCGCUUUCCAAGACAUAUGUCCCGCUUGCAGCCCAUUUCGAUGCUGAGAAACGGUGAGCAGAGGGGUGUUUGAGGAGGAGCCCAGAGAUCGGGAAAUUGGAAUGUGCUGGGAGCUGAGGCCCGCAGUCCGGAAAAGGAGCUGUGGCCUGGGUGUUGGCCUCUAGUCCACCAAAACAGUGCCGGCAGGGAAAGGCUGGACGUGGGGGUCAGGGGUGGCAAGGUGCGACGUAAUUUGUCAGCAGAACGCCUAGAGGGGUAAUGGGGAUGAGAAACGUUUGACAGCCAGGCCUCCAAAUUAGGAAAGAGUUUCGUGUUCUGGGGACUAGUCCGUCCACUAAGCGCUCAGUAGCGGCUGUUUCCGUCCUUUUGCCUGUGCUGUGUCUUCCUGACGAUGGCUCUGUCUCUAGUGGGUCCGAGCCUCUCCCGGGUGGGCAGUCUUUCCGUAGGUUGCGGCACGCUGCCAGGCAAGAGAAGAGGAAGGAAAUUAACCCUGGUCGGUGAAGGUCGAUUUGAGGGUCUGCUGUAGCAGGUGGCCCUGUUUGAAACAAGGGAGGAAGUUUCCUCCGAUCAGUAGAGAUUGGAAAGGUUGUUGGGCGUGGCACACCUCCAGGGAAGGGAAGAAUUAGUAAACUGCCUAUUUUGAGGUCCACUUCUAGAAUCAGCUAUUGUGGCCUUGAAGUGGCUGAAGACUGAUCACCCUUCACAGGCCUACACCCAAGGCCCACAGCCCUCUUCCCCCAGCCUGAGUGACUACUCUAUUCCUUGGUCCCUGCUAUUGUCAGGGACGAGUGCAUGGGCUACGCCAGGAAAGUAGGCUGGGUGACUGCAGGCCUGGUGAUUGGGGCUGGUGCCUGCUAUUGCAUUUAUAGACUGACUCGGGGGAGAAAACAGAACAAAGAAAAAAUGGCUGAGGGUGGGUCUGGGGAUGUGGAUGAUGCUGGGGACUGUUCUGGGGCCAGGUACAAUGACUGGUCUGAUGAUGAUGAUGACAGCAAUGAGAGCAAGAGUAUAGUAUGGUACCCACCUUGGGCCCGGAUUGGAACUGAGGCUGGAACCAGAGCUAGGGCCAGGGCCAGGGCCAGGGCUAACAGGGCACGGCGAGCUGUACAAAAACGGGCUUCCCCCAAUUCAGAUGACACCAUUUUGUCCCCUCAAGAGCUACAAAAAGUUCUUUGCUUGGUUGAGAUGUCUGAAAAACCUUAUAUUCUUGAAGCAGCUCUAAUUGCUCUGGGUAACAAUGCUGCAUACGCAUUUAACAGAGAUAUUAUUCGUGAUCUGGGUGGACUCCCAAUUGUUGCAAAGAUUCUUAAUACUCGGGAUCCCAUAGUUAAGGAAAAGGCUUUAAUUGUCCUGAAUAACUUGAGUGUGAAUGCUGAAAAUCAGCGCAGGCUUAAGAUAUACAUGAAUCAAGUGUGUGAUGACACAAUCACUUCUCGUUUGAACUCAUCUGUGCAGCUGGCUGGACUAAGAUUGCUUACAAAUAUGACUGUUACUAAUGAGUAUCAGCACAUGCUUGCUAAUUCCAUUUCAGAUUUUUUUCGUUUAUUCUCAGCAGGAAAUGAAGAAACCAAACUUCAGGUUUUGAAACUCCUUUUGAAUUUGGCUGAGAAUCCAGCCAUGACUAGGGAACUGCUCAGGGCCCAAGUACCCUCUUCACUGGGUUCCCUCUUUAAUAAGAAGGAGAACAAAGAAGUUAUUCUUAAACUUCUGGUCAUCUUUGAGAACAUAAAUGACAAUUUUAAAUGGGAAGAAAAUGAACCUGCUCAGAACCAAUUUGGUGAAGGUUCACUUUUUUUCUUUUUAAAAGAAUUUCAAGUGUGUGCUGAUAAGGUUCUGGGAAUAGAAAGUCACCAUGAUUUUUUGGUGAAAGUUAAAGUUGGAAAAUUCAUGGCCAAACUGGCAGAGCAUAUGUUCCCCAAGAGCCAGGAGUAACUCCUUGAUUUUGUAGUUUAGAAGCAGCACACAUUGUAAACUAUUCCUUUUCUCCACCUUGUUUAUAUGGUAAAGGAAUCCUUUCAGCUGCCUAUUUUGAAUAAAGAGUAUCAUACUGUAUCAUCAAAGCUGACAUUUAACCAAGUUGGUCUUCAGGUUUAAGCUGGAUGAAUGAAUUCCAAUACUCAUUCUGAAUACAUGUUUGUUGCUUUUUAUCUCACUGCCUAGAUUGAAAUAUUUUUACUAUUUCCUCUGCAUAAGUGACAGUGAACCAGUUCGUCAUAAGUAAGCUCCCUUUUGUCAUUUGCAUUGAUUUCAUUUAUGUAUCAUCAAUAAAGUUGUGUGUUAAAUGCUGGAAAGAAAAAAACAAGAAAGAAGAAAGAAACCAUCUUUGUCCUUCAGUUUAUAAUCUAGUUGGAGAGAUAAGAAACAUGCAAACCAAAAGAUAACCAAGAAUAUCUGAAGCAUACGCUCAUUAUCAGAUGUGUGCUUUGACAGUACAGAGGAAGCAAAGGCUUCUGUGGGAUGUGCUAGCCUGCUGAAGCUUCACGGAGGAGUUGGCCAUUGAAAAUGAGUCCUGAAUGGGGCAGGAUGGUUAGGACAUAACAUGGGAAAGGAGGAAGGAGAGAAUGGUUGGAGAAAGCCAUGGAGGUAGGAACCUUCUUCCUAUGACAGUCAGGAGACAAAUCUGCUCAGAGUGGAAAGUGUGAGGAGUGAGUAAAUAAAUUUGGAAAUCUGGAUGAAGCGCAUUUUGGAGAGCUGUUUGAAUAUUAUCCCAUUGAGCACUAAGACCCAUUAAAUAUUUUUUACUAGAAAAUAAUUGGGAUCUACAUGAAAGUCUCUCUUUACUACUGUGCAGUAUCAAUGUGGGUGUGCGAAGUGAAGUGGUUCAAAACCCUGGCCAUUUGGUAACACAUACCAUAAACCUUAAAAUAGGUAAGCCCUUUAUCCUAAGGAAGUAAUUAAAUCAUUGGCCAAAGAUUGUAUGUACAAGGCUGUUCAUCCCAAGCACUAUCUGUGGUAGUCAAGAUUGGAAACAACUUUUAAGUAUCUAGCAUACUGGAUUGGUUAAAUAAAUUAAGGCAUGUUCACACAGUAGUAUCUGAAAACUGUGGUGAUAAAAAUCUACAGUGCCAGGAAAAACUAUUCAUCAUGCAUUAUGAAGUGAGAAAGGUAGGCUACAUAGCAGUAUUCGGAGUAUGAUUCCAUUUAUUGAGAAUAAUAAAAUGUAAGUUUAAAAAAGACACUAAAAACUCUGAAAUUAUAGAUAGCCAAACAAUAAUGAUAGUUGUCUUUGGAUGGGAGAAUAAUGAGUGAUCUUUAUUUUUUCACUUUUUAUUCAUCUAUGUGUUCUUAUUUAUCUAAAAUUAAUAUUGAUUUUUAGGAAAUAUUUGAAAAAGUGUUGGAAAUGAAGCAAGUGAUUGGAGCACAUAUUGAGUCGAAGAAAUGUUUAGAUUAAAAAUGAGGUGGGUUGAAGUUUCCUCUCCUAAAUGAUAGAUGAGUGGUGAAGAUGGGACUUUUUGUAAGGAUUAAAUGAGGUAAUAUGCACAGUACUUACUAUCUUCUGGCACAUAGCAGUUAAUUAAGAAAAGUGAGCACCUUUAAUUAUCUAGAAUGCAGGGUUGAUAGUUUUUUGAUUUACCUUUGUUUUGCUGGGGCAUUCUGCCGUGGUGUUUCAGUGUCAUUUAAUAAAUAAUAAUAACAAUAAAGUUUAACAUUUAUUAAGUGA